Leptomonas pyrrhocoris is the source of this 1379-nucleotide messenger RNA. RefSeq lists its product as hypothetical. Lineage: Eukaryota; Euglenozoa; Kinetoplastea; Trypanosomatida; Trypanosomatidae. The coding region runs from base 63 to 1379 and encodes 438 amino acids. The record is from RefSeq and is a predicted model, not a curated record. The transcript has a single exon.
GGAAAACAAAAGCAAAGCACAUACACAUAGACGUUGCUGUUGGUACUGUAUUGGUCAAUGCAAUGACAUCGAGGCGCACAUCAGCGAGGGCGUCCGCCGGUUCGAAGCGCGGACGCAGUAGCAGCGGUAACAGCAGCUACACCGUCAAAAACGACAGUAGUUCACCCGUCACCGCAACGACGGCAUCGACACCCUCUUCGCCUCGUCACCAACGCCGCGACGAUACGCACAACGUCACGGCUGCGAUCCGCACCUCGGAUGCACUGCGGACUCUAAAACAGCAAAAUGCGAAAGCGACCGAGUACUCUCAGCGCAAACUGGUGACUGCUGAGGCGCACGAGUACACGACAGCGUCGAACGAACCAACUCCGCUGUCGGCAGGCGAGGACGACACGGAGGAAGACGCCUUUCAGCGGUUCUCGAACACCUCCACCCACCCAGGUCGAACGCACAAGCGCAGUGACUCGCCGCCAGUACUCUCCCUCAUCCCUCCUCCAUCUCCUCCGCGCGCGAUGGAGGACCGUAGGAACGGUGAUCACCACCUGCGUCCACAUAGACGUGAGUACAUGGCGACGGAGAGUGGCUUCUACGUGAGUGUUUCUCCGCCGGCGACCGUCUCCGCCAGCGCAAGUGUCAGUCCUCCACCUCCACCCCCUUCAUUGCUGUCGGAGCUGCUCUUGGCUGAAGCGGAGCGGGCAGGUGCCGCCGCAGCAGCAGCAGCAGCAACUCAUAUGGAUCCUCUUCACAUUGGUGUUGAAGAUCCCUCGAUGCUGUCUCACAGGCCAGCCUCGUUGCAUGCGCGGGACGGUGUGCCGAGUCCUCCGCUACUUCAUUCCAGCUAUGCGGAUCAGGGGUCGCCCACCCGUUUCGUCUCUCCGUUAAGCAAACCGUCAGACGCACUACGGCCGCUGGCGAUUCAAAUUGGGGUAGUUCCACUGCCCCGCAGCGCACGCACGAGCACGUCCGCGAGCGGCGCCGAAGACGUGCUGCCGUGGAUGAGCGUGUUGCGUGACCGCGCAACAGCAGCAAUAUCUGCCACAGCGUCCGCCGAGGCAGUACACGCACGUCCGGUGCGUAAUACUGGCUCGCACACACCCGCCGAAGCAGGAGUAGAAGGCGACAGCAUUCGGUUUCUGCGUCCGCGACGGCUCCUCACGCGCAGCGAGACCGCAAUGGACACCGCGACGAGCGGCGUGGUCGGCUGGGCUGGGCUGUUGGUGGAGGUUCCACUGUGCCUUCCCGGCUCGCAGCCCUCCUCUUCACGCACGCCGGCGGCGGAGACGGACGAAGUGGUGGCAGGGUGCAGGGGCGAAGGGGACUUCGCGCGAGACGGGCCGAUGUACCUCGCCGCUGCCACCGUGAUGCUGAUGCUGACUUGA